Messenger RNA from Hyaena hyaena (striped hyena), 1357 nucleotides. RefSeq names its product COMM domain containing 7 (gene COMMD7). NCBI's taxonomy places the organism in Eukaryota, Metazoa, Chordata, Mammalia, Carnivora, Hyaenidae. The coding region runs from base 93 to 695 and encodes 200 amino acids. The transcript is spliced from 9 exons. The record is from RefSeq and is a predicted model, not a curated record. Gene Ontology annotation, biological process: tumor necrosis factor-mediated signaling pathway; negative regulation of DNA-templated transcription. Gene Ontology annotation, molecular function: NF-kappaB binding.
GCGAAAGUGCGGCUGCGGAAGCGCGGCGAGGCGGACGGCGGCGACGGAGGAAGCUGGGAGGCGGCGGGCGCUUGAGGGGCCGCGCCGACGCCAUGGGCCGCCUGCACUGCACGCAGGACCCCGUGCCCGAGGCCGUGGGCGGCGACAUGCAGCAGCUGAACCAGCUGGGCGCGCAGCAGUUCUCGGCCUUGACAGAAGUGCUUUUCCACUUCCUAACGGAGCCAAAAGAGGUGGAAAGAUUUCUGGCUCAGCUCUCUGAGUUUGCCACCACCAAUCAGAUCAGUCUUGGCCCUCUCAGAAGCAUUGUGAAAAGCCUUCUUCUGGUUCCAAAUGGUGCCUUGAGGAAGAGUCUCACAGCUGAUCAGGUCCGGGCUGAUUUCAUGACUCUGGGUCUUAGUGAGGAGAAAGCCACUUACUUUUCUGAAAAGUGGAAGCAGAAUGCCCCCACCCUUGCUCGAUGGGUCAUAGGACAGACUCUGAUGAUUAACCAGCUUAUAGAUAUGGAGUGGAAAUUUGGAGUGACAUCUGGGAGCAGUGAACUGGAAAAAGUGGGAAGUAUUUUUUUACAACUCAAGUUGGUGGUUAAGAAAGGAAAUCAAACUGAAAACUUGUACAUAGAAUUAACCUUGCCUCAGUUCUACAGCUUCCUGCAUGAGAUGGAGCGAGUCAGAGCCAGCAUGGAGUGCUUCGGCUGAUUUCUGGCCCCCUUCCCUGCCCCCUUCUCUUCCAUGGGUGGCUGCUCGAAGAGGCGCCUCACCCACAGGUCUGUGGGGUACUGAUAACAGCCCUGCUUGCUUCUUGGGAACCCAGGUGCAAAGGUUUCUGGAAAACAACCGGAUUAAGUACUUAAAGAGCCCUACACGAUUACUCUGAAUUCUUUGUUCAGGGAACCUCCAGCACCUAUCUCCCAGGACACUUUUUAGGUAUUCAGACAGGCUGUCACAUCUCAGAUUCAGGGGAGGAAAUAAGUUGUCACUUCCCCAUCAGAGUUUCGGAGUAAACAGAUGGUGCCAUCACUCAAGAUGCACGCUGACCCCCCCUCCCCUCAAAAAAGCAAAGGCUUAUUUAUGGCUGAGGAAGAGGCAGACUCGACGGCUGCCACGCGUGGGGAGCCCCCAGCAGUCUUGGUGUGCACGCCGCCUUCGUGGUGGUGGUGGUGCAUGGCUAAUCAGCUUUUAAUGGGGCACCUGUGUAUAAACACUUGCUCUGCUGCUCUGAAAAAACUGAGGCCUCUGUCCUCAUUUCGGGUUGUGCCCUAUUGUGCUGUAACGAGGCUAUUUUUGCUUGUUUUGGUUCAGGCUGACCUUCUCUGCUGGUGAGAUGUUGAAUAAAAAAGGUUCUGAAGAAAAGGUGUGAA